Molecule: messenger RNA, 2356 nt
Organism: Notolabrus celidotus (New Zealand spotty)
Lineage: Eukaryota; Metazoa; Chordata; Actinopteri; Labriformes; Labridae
Exons: 2
Coding region: 265-1851 (528 amino acids)
Biological process (GO): regulation of transcription by RNA polymerase II
Molecular function (GO): DNA-binding transcription factor activity; RNA polymerase II cis-regulatory region sequence-specific DNA binding
Source: RefSeq, a predicted model, not a curated record
GCUGUCAAAGCGCGCCAUCCACCGAAGAAGAGGGAGGCUCCUGCUUCCUCUUCUUUUAGAUAGAUGUGGCUAAAGAGCUAGCUGCCCUGUACGCCGGCUAGUUAUCCAGCUUGUGGGUAUAAAAUAACGACCAUCGACGCUUUCUUCGCGGAUUGUUGCGAACAUAAAGCAGAAUCCUGACACAGCUACACAGACAGUGACUGAAUGUGAAGGACAGAUGUGGAAGAGUGCUCAACUUCAUCAAUAAAUACACCCGAGUGCAACAUGACCAUGGAGAGAGGGAGGCAAAAACUGCACAACGUCCUGGAUGAUGGCUUGGGCAAGGACUUGAUGGACGCUGGGCGGUUUUGCUUCAGUUGUGAGCAGAUAUUUGCAGAUAGGAGAUGCGUGGAGGAACACAUGUGCUCUGCUGCAAGUCACAUCUGCUCUUGUGGAACUGAGUUUGCUAGAUACAGUGACAUGCUGGAGCACAGCACUACACAUGAACCAGGGCAUCAAGUGCUUGACCACGAAACCAUUAAAAAGCGCAGAGUUGAGAAACGCAUAGCAGAGGAAGCACAGCUGAAAAGAUUAGAGACAGGUGAGGUUGUCUGGAAAGCACCUAAAUUAGGGAAUGUGGCAUCAAUGUCUUUGCCUGUGAAGCAUAUGCGGCAAGUACCCAAUGCAUCAGCUCACAUGUCACUGCAGCCUGCACAGAUUUCGCAAGUGCCUGGGUUGUACCCUACUUUGUCACAACCAUCUCUGCUUCAAAAUUCUUUAAACUCUGCAACAGACAUGAAGAAUAUUUUUGCAGGUGUAGGUGCACCGACAGUGGAUCUUUGGACACUUUACCAGCCAGUGGUGAUGUUGCAAACGGUGCGCAAAUUUAGCAAGAACAAGCCAUACUCCUGCAGCAAAUGUGGUCAGUGUUUUAUAACUAAAAAGUCUCUCAUAUCCCAUCACAGCGCUCAUGUUGUAGAUAAAGUGUCGGGCUGUAUAGGAUGUGGGCUGCUCCUCUCUAGCAGGAAGAUAGUGCCUCGCUUCCAUGUUUGUAAUGCACCCAACAGUUCUACCAAAUUCAAACUCAUUACUGCAAGACCGGUAGGUUUCAAGCCACUUAAUGAGGCAGGACCAAGCAAGAGUCAGAGUUCUCCUGGACCACAGGUCUCUCCCUAUCUAGAGUAUGGAAGGCAGAAUCCCCAUGCCGCCAUUAAUGGCAUUCAGGCAACCCAUGGCACUUCAGCUCUGCAGUUAAAACAUUUGAACAUCGGAACAUCCAGUCAAAGCAACCAGGGGCUUCAUGUCUCUCCCUCCAUGCAUUGCAAGAGACAAAAUCCAAACCCAGCCAAGCCUUUCAUCUCCCAUCCAUCAAAGUUUCACCGUCCAAAUCCCAAUAAAAGUGGUCGAGGGCAUCCCAUGCUUCUCUCUGGGCAGUUGAAGAGACCCACAACAUUCAUAUCAGUUGUACCAGGCAAACACAUGCAGACAUCUUCUAGACCAAAUGGAUUCACAUGUCGAGUCUGUCUUAUUCCCUUUGAAUCUGCCCAGAUGCUUCAGAGGCACAAGUGUAUCAAAGCACAGGAGUUCAUGGCACAGCGAGGUAGCAGUAAGAAUAACAAAGUCACAAGGGUCACACCAAUGGCAGGCCAGCUUCCUGCCCAGGUGAACGGGGAGAGGAAACUUGGGGCUCCUAGUGACAUAAAGAUAACCCAAGUCAUGGCUGUGGAUGUGGAACAAGGGCAAGGAAUCGCUCCUGUGGAGGAGGACACAGAGAUGGAUAUGGACGAUGAUUGCUAUAUCAUCGAAAACGGACCAGACAAAUCUGCUGAGAUGAUUUACCAAGUGACCUCAUCUGUCCCUAUUAAGACUUGACGGACUGAAGAGUCACAUCCGAUUUGCAUGUCACAUUUUGUUUUUUAACAGGACCAAGUGCAUAAAGAACAAAGUCUUCGGGUUGGGGCAUCUAACUGUUCAGGUUCAUAGCACGGGAGCUCAAUGCUUUCCUGGCUUUCUCUAAUGUAAAAAGACAGAGACAUGUAUGAUGAAUUGACAUCAAACAUCCAUCUUCAUUAAGUUGGAUUUCUUCUGUCAGUGAACGUUGAAAUAUUACUUUCCCAAAAGUCCAAUAUUGGUUGUACUACAAUGAUCUUAGAAGAUGAAUAAAGUAACAUUGUGUUCAGAUGGUAUGUUAAUGGUUUACUCAAGUUUGCCGAGAUAACCAUGUGCUGCAUUAUUGUUUUUUAUUUCUAUAUGUUUUAGUAUGAUCAGAAUGUGUUGUGAGGCUGUUGAAUUUACCACAAUACCUUGUGUUCUUACCAGCUUUGUCAGACUUAUAGAAUACAGUAUAUGUUGUAUUAAACUAUAUUUUUAAACUCAA